AUGGACUUGACCUCAGCUAUUCAUCGGCUAGAAGACGGUCGAUCCCGAACCAGUACGCUCUCUGUUUUGUUCGCCGCUGAUCAUUCGCCAAUCAUUCGUAGUUGCAGCCCACACAACGGUGCUACCUCUCUCCGGCACCCUCCCGUGCACAACAGGCAAUCCUCCAGGCGACCUAGUCACAGCGCCUCGUCUUCGGUGUCCUCGAAUCGACGCACUUCGCUUCCCACCAUCCACCUCCAGCCAUCUCCUCACGCAACGACGCCACCCACCGAAUCACAUUCCCACCCGAAUAGCGUCCUUGGUGGUCCUGACGAUCUCUACUCUAACUUAUCCUCCUUCACAUUUGGCUCGGCACACACCAGUCGCUCUGACCACCUGGAAAUGGUGAACCCGCUCGCUCCUUCGUCGGGUACCAGCAGCGCAGAUCGAACGCCCCGGCCCUCUGUCUCAGGUCCAAGCUCUACCAGCACCCGUGCCAGCUCUGGCGUGCACCCGCGAACCCCUAAGGUAAGAGGGAGGGAGUUGGAAGACGAGGGCUCGAGGGCGGAUGAUGAGGACGAGGACGAAGCGGAGCAGCAGACACGGGCGAAGAUGCGCGCAAUGAAUGACGGUACGCGACGGCCCUCGCUCCCGAUGAACGUUCGUCCUCCCGCCACGUCGCGCUCGCCACGUCGUCCGUCUGUCUCUACUGCUGCUCAACGACCUGACGCGAAUCCAGUUGACCGAGGUCAGGAGAGUACGCCUGAAACCUCGGAAGCGGAAACAGAGGCUGGGGCGCACGAUGAGGAUGGUGAACACGAUGCCGAGGCUGAUUUUGAUACCGACGUCGAGAUGGAUUACCACCACGCAAUUACCCCUGCAUCGAGGGGCGCUGAAGCGUCGGACGCUGCAUCGCAACAUACUUUUGGUGGUGAUUUCCGGGAGUACGUGUACAACUCCAGCUCGACAGGACACUUGGACGACAGGAUGAGUAUCUCUGGGGCAUCGGAGGCUGGAGACGAGGUUCCCGAACUUCCCGUAGUCACACAAACCGAAUACACCAUUGAUACGAAUGGUAAUGUGGCGGUGGUACAAGCACGGCGAGGCAGUAUCCCAUGGAUGACGUCCGAAGCUGCCGAAGACCUUGCUUCCAGAGAUCGGGAAGAUAGCCUGGCGACUCUAACUGGAUCCCCCAUAGACCGCACGAACAAAGACAAGCCGACAUUUUCCGACCCUUUAGGCGUGCAAACUUCUCCGCAGGAUCAGUUACAGCUACAGAUAAAUGGUCGCGCUCCAAACGGCUCAUCCGAUCCCUUCUCUGGUUUCAACGUGAACUAUAUCUUGGGUGGACGCCCGGACGAGCAAGACGAACGCCGUUCCUGGCAUUCAGCGGGUUCCGCCUGGAUGCAAGUCGACCCCCAUUACGCGCCCCCUGUCCCGAUGGACGGCGCAAGACCUUCGGCAGACUUCGAGGCGUUCGACUUCCAGGGCUGGGGUGCGCCUGUAACUGGCGUCUCUGGAAGGCGUCCAAGCACGGUGACUGUCAGCAGUCUCGGUGAGGACGCGUUCAUGCGUCAUCUGCAGCGGUACGACCCCGUGUCGAACACGCGCGCGGUCGAGUGGACCUUCAAGCGGGAGAGCGCGGACAACACGUCGCAGGACGUGACGCCAGGGACGCGCUGGGUGCAGAGUUCUGCUAGAGCGAUCGCACCGGGCACACAGGAAAUAUGGCGACAAGCGCACGUCGGGCGUUUCAAAGUAGAUAAACUGCUGAUGAGAGCUGUCGACGAUCAGUCAAAACCGCCCUCGCAGCGCGUCAACGUCCGUCACAUUGUCGAUCCGUUCUCGCAAGGAAAUGUGCUUGGCGGACCCAUGGCAGUAGUGCACAAACAUUCGCGCGCCAUUGCGUUCUCCGUCUUCCGCAAGUACGAUCUAUUCAACCGUCGGCACUCGAAGUCGCGGGGCGGAAGCACGUCUAUGCCCACGAGCUCGAGCAUCCUGCUAGCGACGAAGCGAGUCCAGGAGCAGUACACAAGCACACGCACUACCAGCCAGCUUAACUCGCAUGGGCUUUUGAAGGAGGGUGAUGGCCGCUCACGCCCGCCGACCGCGAGCAGUGUGAGCACGAACGAGAGCUCACGGUCGGGCAAGCCCGGUCGCAGGUAUUCAAGUGACGCCAUGGAUCGCCACAAUUCCAGCGGCAAGAAGGGCAAGGGCAAGGGCAAGGAUUUCGCGUAUGAUGUCCCAAGCAGCCCAGAUCAGACCUCAAACACCGGCAGCAACACUGACGAAGAAGAGUCGGUGCGUUUCGCGAAAAAUUAUGCUUCAUCGACAUCUUCGAGUCCCUCUGCGCCUGCCUCACCAACGGUUGCUGAAACACACUAUGCUUAUUCGGUCGCGGAUUCUGACUUCACGGCGGCUCGCUCGUCGGCGGGUCCUUCGUCCUCCAAGUUUGGGUCGCCUCCGCCGACAGCGUCGUCGGGGCGUAUUGCCAUUCGGGUGAACACAUGGAGCAUGGAUGACGAUGACGAGCACACGCCACCGCGGACGUCGCAUGCUGAGGCUUUUGCAACGCUCGACCAAAACAGUAUCGAGUACUUCCGCGGUCGGACUGAACAGCGCACAGCGGAUGACUCGCAUUCCCGGAGUAUCGCGGAGCGCUUGAGACGCAGACUACUUGGCCAGCAUCCGGUCAAGGUCAUGUCUAGGCCUCCCUCCGGUCCACCCACUGCCGUGCUCGACGGUAACUACACACCGCCCUGGAUGACCAUGGCGCCGCGGUCUCGAGUGGAGGAGCGCGACCGAGUCAUCCAGAACUUGAACGAGUCGUUCAAGGACGUCGGUUUGCUCCCGUCGUUCAAAACAAAGGGUAAUGGGAGGAAGAAGGGCCAUGGAAAUGACGACAAGGUCAACAUCUUCUCUCACGUCCCGCCAGAGUCUCUGCACAUGCUCCUGCCCCUUUGGCCCGGCGAGACGGAUCCGAGUUCCGUCACAGACGAAGACCCUUCGGCGUACAACAUGCCCGUCGAGGAGCGCCAGUACCUCCUCGUCUACUACGUGCCUCAGCCUGAACGCACGGAGAAGAGCAAGAAGAAGCAGGAGAACAAGAAGCGAUCGCGUUCUGGGUCUCGUGCCCAGCAUCCAUCCUCCGCCUCCUCCCACCCAAAGACCGUCAUACUCAGCUCCUUCUCCGUCUGCGCCCGACUCAUCUCGUACCACGACCUCCUUGGCACUGGGGUGAGGAUACCCAUCGACGGGCUGUCCAUCACGGGUCCUAUGGCUGAAGCCAUCAGCGCCCUCCCGUCCGCCGCCAUUCGUGAGUCGCGCCUGGAGACACCCUGUGCCAUCAUCGGCGUGUGCAGCUCGCGCUACAAGGGUGUCGAGUUCCUCCCAGAGGGUCUGGCCAAGGUGGGGCUGGCGGUGUCGCAGCCAUCAUCAACCUCUGCGGGGGAUCGCGUCAUGCGCCCCCUCGAAGCGGAGGAAGAAGAGCUGAUCUGGAGCCUCACUCCCAUCGGUAGGGCCGCCGUCGAGAUGGCGUGGUUGGGUUGUCUCGCCAUGUCGAGCUUCGGGCCCGAGCCGUCACCUGCCAAAUAGCUGCUUAUGAUCCACAUGCUGCUUGUUCAGUCCAUGCCCUACGAUAUCUACGCUGCCUUACUCAAGAUCUCUCAUGACUAUCCAUUCUACUUACCCUUUAGCAUCUAUCUCUUCGAUACCCUAGGUCGUAUACAUUGCCUGGUCUAAGUAACCACUGUGUCAGUUAGCACCCUCAUGGGUAAAGUAGAAACUGUAUGAAUAUUAGUCUCCUUCGUGUCUUCUGCGCAAUGCGACGUCUGUGUUUAUAAUUGGUUUCGUUCCUGAUAGCCCGACUCGUGGUUGCGACGACAUACAGCGUAUGCUGCGACGUGCUCCGAAAAUAAUCACUGUGUAUCUUAGACUUAGCAACUACCGCAGCAAAAACGAUGGCUUCGAAGCAACCUGACUGAGACUGGGUAUGAUA
Molecule: messenger RNA, 3976 nt
Organism: Fomitopsis serialis
Lineage: Eukaryota; Fungi; Basidiomycota; Agaricomycetes; Polyporales; Fomitopsidaceae
Exons: 2
Coding region: 1-3573 (1190 amino acids)
Source: RefSeq, a predicted model, not a curated record